AGAAUAUUGAGGUAUUCUUGCUCUGACUCUGUUGACUGUUGAGGUUAUGCUAUGUCAAGUUACGAGCACAGGAGCACAUGGAUGAACAAAAUCGUAAAUUGUGUGAUACGGUAAGCACGAUGGAACUACCUGAAGAUUUCGAUCCUCGAGUAGAUCAUUUCAAUAAUCCCGAUGCCAAGCGUUACUCGGGUCUUGGUGGAGAACUGCAAGCCUCUGUUGAUGGAGGGAAGGUGAAGCUUCGUGUUUUGAGAGUUCCAAAAAGAGUGAGGAAGGAGGAUUUGGAAAAUGUUUUUACAAAGCUUCGAUGCCCUUUUAAUGUGGAAACAAAGCUUAACCAUAGAUCACACUUUUUGGAUGCUUUUGUCGAGUUUAACUCGAUGGGAGAUGCUGAAAGAGCUAUUCGAGAAUUCAGCAACAAGGAGCCUUUGAAAUUUGAAUUGGUCGUAGUUGUCUCGCAAGAUAAAAAAUUGCAAAAACUUGAAGUCGUCAAAGAACCACCAGCUAUUGCCAAUGAUAACCAAAUUGACCAGCCAGUUCAAAUUAAUAGUGUUGAGGCAUUAGAACCAUUGGUACCAGUUCUGUGCACCAUGUGGAAAUCGUGGAACAACAUUGUGGAACUCGCGACUGGUGCCCUUGGAAGAAUGUUUGCGCCGUCCAUUUCUCUCCCGAAUAAAAGUAAAGUUUGUGAUGGACGAGUGUGUUUUAUUCCACCACCAGCUUAUUUCGAAAAAAGUAACUCUGGAAAUUAUGACAACGCCAAUAAUCUGAAUUCUAACAAAACAAAUUCAUUUAUUGUGUGUGGCAAGGAGGCAGACUUGCCGGAAAGGUAUGACCACCGGCCGUGUGUAGUGUGCGGUCUGCUAACCUCGUCCAUUUGCAUUGCAUGCAAAACGGUCAACUACUGUUGCUCCGAAUGCCAGGCAAAAGACUGGAAGAAGCACAAGCUGGUUUGCAAAAAAAAAGAUGAAGGAAGUGAGACAGUCAAAAGGAAUGAAUUGGCUAUUACUAAAUCGGAUUGGACUGUUAGCAAAAGCAGCCUUCCGGGAGAGAGCAAAAGCAUUAAUAAGUCUAGUCAUUCGACAGAAAGUGUGAGAAGACCGAAACGUAGAAACUGCAUCAUGAGCAGAUUCAUGUCAGAGUUGAAUGACACAUUACCAGAGAAAAUAAUGUCGAAUGAAAACCAUCAAAACUCUAACGGCUUUAUUCAAAAUAAUGUAUCUUCUACCUCAAAAUCUGUCUGUGAUAGUAACGGUGUUAAGAAAGUAACACCGACAUCGCCUUUCUACAUAGAAGGCCAAGUUUACGAAGUAUUCGCGCAAUCAGUGCUGGAUAGUAGAGAAUUCUUUGCAACUAGGCUGGAUCUAAAAGAACAUCUGGAAACCAUACAUUCUGAAUUGAACAGAGAGAUGUCAGACAGUUGUCAGCAACUUGAGAAUGUGGCUGUUAGAAGCAAGUGUGCCGUAAAGUAUGGCGGACUGUGGUACAGAGCAUUGGUGCGAAAGCUGGAUCCUUUAACUGUGCGCUGUAUUGAUUUUGGCUUUGAUAAAACGUGCAAACCAGCUGACCUCAAGGAACUGCCCGCUAAAUUCAAGACAGCUCUGUUGACAGUUCUGGUUCGCUUGACCAGUGACGCUUCGGUAGCGAAAAUUCGCUCAUCUUUCAAGUUGCAUUUUAUUAGAAAGGACGGAAAUCAUUGGCUUGUUGAAUUCGCAAAUGAGAAUGGCGAUGUGACCAUCAGGUGCAUCUAUGCAUCACUACAGCUGAAGAUGUGA
This is a messenger RNA of Nilaparvata lugens (brown planthopper), 1772 nucleotides long. RefSeq lists its product as uncharacterized. NCBI's taxonomy places the organism in Eukaryota, Metazoa, Arthropoda, Insecta, Hemiptera, Delphacidae. The transcript has 10 exons. The record is from RefSeq and is a predicted model, not a curated record. Bases 78 to 1772 code for a protein of 564 amino acids. Gene Ontology annotation, molecular function: nucleic acid binding.